Molecule: messenger RNA, 607 nt
Organism: Gossypium arboreum
Lineage: Eukaryota; Viridiplantae; Streptophyta; Magnoliopsida; Malvales; Malvaceae
Product: mitochondrial import receptor subunit TOM6 homolog
Exons: 2
Coding region: 150-314 (54 amino acids)
Cellular component (GO): mitochondrial outer membrane translocase complex
Source: RefSeq, a predicted model, not a curated record
AACAAAACCCAAGCCCAUGAACACCUGAGGUGCCACAUUUCUUCCUCUCUGUAGCACUAAAACCCCAACAAUAUCUAGGGUUUUAACCUCUCUCUCCAUUGACGCAGACUCCAAUCUACAGCGCACACAAAAAUCAAAAAGAAGCAACGAUGUUCCCAGGCAUGUUUAUGCGCAAGCCAGACAAGGCUGCAGCCUUGAAGCAGUUGAAGGCACACGUAGCCAUGUUUGGGGUGUGGGUAGCUGUUGUUCGUGUCACUCCUUACAUUCUUCAUUACCUCUCUGAUGAAAAAGAAGAGCUCAAGAUUGAGUUCUAGAGGUCAUCUCUCAUUCUUUUUCAGUUGAUCGACAAGAAGAGAAAGGAAUUGGAACGAAAAGAGUUUGCAAGUUCCAGGUUCCUUUUCUGCUUUAGUAUGAACUCGAUGCAUAAUCAUAUUAGGUUGUUUAUGUGCUUGCUUGUUAGUCCCUUUAUUGGAAUAAAACUAGUCAUGUAAUUGAAUAUGCAUUCUUCUGGUUAUAUGUUGGAAUUUGGAUUUGGAGAGUUAUAUCACUGGUUCUUUCGGGUUCAUUGAACACAUUCUCUGAAUACAAGGCUAUUUUUUUGUUGGAA